This is a messenger RNA of Prunus armeniaca (apricot), 954 nucleotides long. The record is from the annotation of a GenBank genome assembly. Lineage: Eukaryota; Viridiplantae; Streptophyta; Magnoliopsida; Rosales; Rosaceae.
AUGGAGAUGGAGAAAGUGGUGGAAGAAGCGGAAUUGAGGGUGAAAAUGGCACAACUUAGAGAUGUACCCUUACCCACCUCUAACACUUCAAGUCAAGGAGGUUCAAGUAGUGGUUUGGGUGUGAGUUCAAAUUGGUAUGGCAUCACAAGUAGUGACCCAAAGAAAAGGAAGGCUAAUCCUAUUGAAAAAGCAUUUAACAAUAAUCUUAGAGAACAAUUAGAUGGUCCUCAAAAUGAGGUCCAAGUGGUCACCGACAAUGCUCCAGUUUGUAAGGCGGCCGGAGAUAUUGUUGAGGCAAAGUUUAAGCACAUCUUUCGGACACCAUGUGUGGUCCAUACCCUCAAUCUUGCUUUGAAGAACAUUUGCUCACCCGUGCCAAGACAUCCGGAAGUGUGUGAGCAAUGUAGUUGGAUUUCAACAAUCUCAAAAAAAGUGAAGACAAUUAUAUAUCGGAAGGAGCGCAAGCAACUCAAUCAGGAUUCAAUGUUCUUCAAUGUGGUGCAUGAAAUUUUGGUGGACCGAUGGACCAAGAGUAGCACACCACUCCAUUGCUUGGCACACUCUCUAAAUCCUAAUCUCCUAAUCAUUGUCCUCCACAUAAAGACAUUGAGACUACAAGGGAGUGGAAGAAAUGUAUUGAUAGAUUAUUUUCUAAUGAGGUGGAGCGAAGAACGGUUAAUGAGGAGUAUGCCACUUUUUCGCCAUGUGUUGAAGAUUUUUCGGAUUUGCCGUAUCGGCGUAUCAUAUCAUAUCGCCGUGCUCGUAUCCUUAUUGAUGCAACAUAGCUGUCGGCACAAUAGCAGUAGCAAACCAGCUGAAACCACUGUACCAAGGCAACCACAUGAACGCCGACGUACUGAGGAGAAAGUGAACAACGAAACCAAUGCCCACGACCUGAGAGAGACAACAAUGAGGCCAGCACCCCGAAGUCGAAGAGGUGAGCGACGGCAGUGA